Messenger RNA from Dermacentor silvarum, 1122 nucleotides. RefSeq lists its product as uncharacterized. The transcript has 3 exons. The coding region runs from base 162 to 485 and encodes 107 amino acids. NCBI's taxonomy places the organism in Eukaryota, Metazoa, Arthropoda, Arachnida, Ixodida, Ixodidae. The record is from RefSeq and is a predicted model, not a curated record.
AAAAAUAAAAGGCUGCUUUAACAGGCACGGUUCAGAAAAUUUAAUUUGUACUCCGGAAUUUCUACUUCGAAUACCCUUUUAUACUACCCAUAAGAAAGUUAUCCCUGUGCCUUGCUUUCUUGUGUGCAGAUGAGAAGCCUGCUUCAGACUUGCUGCUGUCUAUGUAUGACAGCGAAUGCACACAUCCAUCAGCUGCAGAAAUGGAUGUUCGGGGCAGACAGGACCCUUCUCCAGACGACAGUUGCGUGAGCAGGCUGACUCAAGAAGCGGCAGCCAUUCAAUCACCACUGGACAACACACAAACAGAGGAGGCCACAGAAGACAGCGAUGCGGACCAGCAAGCCCAAGGGCACAUCCACAUGCGCAAAAGACGGCGACGUGUACAGUCUGCCCCAACAGGAAUCAGAGGCCUCCAGGCUAUGGGGCUGGAACUUCUGAGAAGAAGAGAGGAGCAUGGACUUCCUUCUCCGCCAGAAAGAAAUUGAACUCCAGCAGAGAAGGCUGGAGUACGAAGAAAGGUGCCUGGCCCUACAGGAACGCAAGCAGGCGUCGGAGGAGGGGCGGCAGAAACUCGAUGCUGAGCGUCACGAGGAGCACAUAAAAAUGCUUCACAGCAUUAAGACUACGCUCGAGGCGCAGGAAAAAAAAAUCUCAAGCCUGUUUAAAUAAAGUGGUCGCACUGUGGGGAAGGAGGUGACUCAGUUCUGUGGCCUCAAAUAAUCUUCCAGCUGUGGGGGUUCAACUCCAAAAUACUGCGAUACCUGUGACCCAUACAUACAGGUGUGACAAUUUGCAAGUAUAGUACCAACUUUGUACACCCGUGAAACAUUUUGUCGGUUCAGCUUCUGAUUUUUUCGAAAAUCCAAGAAUGCAAACAGACCUGCUAUCUUUCCGAAACCCCAUUCAACUGCUUGCCUUACUGUGCUCAUUUUCUUGUUAAAAGCACACUGUGACACGGUUAUGUGAGUCCCGCCAUAAGGUUUCAGCAGCAGAGGUCGCAAGGGAUAAGCGGGAUCACCGUACAGGCAAAAACUGUGCCCUUUGACAAGCUUUUAGAGCUUUUGAUAGGUCUUGCUUCUGCGGAGGAUACCUGGAAAUAUAGGAACACAUAAAAACAUUUUA